Molecule: messenger RNA, 573 nt
Organism: Alnus glutinosa
Lineage: Eukaryota; Viridiplantae; Streptophyta; Magnoliopsida; Fagales; Betulaceae
Exons: 2
Coding region: 138-392 (84 amino acids)
Source: RefSeq, a predicted model, not a curated record
CAUUUGUCUCGCUCUCUCUGUCUCUCUCAAAUCCCAAGGCUCAAACCUCACACAGUCACACGCACAAACACACAACACAAAUCUCCCCUUCUCGCUCUGCUCCCACACGAAACAGAGAGAGAAGCCAAUUGCGGAGAAUGGCAUCGGCAAUAGCUAGGGUUUCGUUCCGAAUAAUCAUGGCGGUCCUCUUACUCCUCGUCCUCUUCUACGUCGGCCGCCCUCUCUACUGGAAGGUCUCCGCCACCAUCCACGACAUCCGCAACAACAAACAGACCGUCAAGCAAGGUCUUUCCCAGAUCGUUCUGGAAGCCCAGAAAACCGUCGGAUGGUACCACGACGAGUCGGACUCGGGCGCCGCCACGACUCGUCGUUUACUGCGUAAGGUUUUGUAAAAAAUAUCUAAUUCGUUUGUGUUAUAACACGGUAGAUCUGGUGGUAACACUAGGAGGGCUCUUAAAAGUACUGUAAUAUUUAUGAUAUUUGUAAUAGUAGAAUUUGUAACGGUGAACAUGGAUCAAGAGCACAUUUUUAAAAUUUUGUAGAAUGGAAAGGGUCUAUAAAAUUAUAAAUUAA